AUGGACGCCUCCUACAAAAAAAGACACCGCAUCCCGGCGUCGUGCCUGGUUUGCCGCAAGAGAAAGUCCAAAUGCGAUCGAACCCGUCCAGUGUGUGGAACAUGUAAGAAAAAGCUGAUUGCACAUCUUUGUAACUACGAGGACGAUGCACUGCUUCCAGCAAAUAAUAAUACCACGUACUUGCCCGUGGCUGCUUCUCCUCGACCGUCCAUCCAGUAUGGCCAACCUGCCAUGAAUCCGUCUCCACAUAUGGCCCAUCCUUCAUUUGUUCCACCGCCCCAUGGCCAUCCCCACGGGGCUCCUCCUCCCAAUGGCUCACAUGGCCAGAUGCUUCCACUGCCUGGAAUCUGGUCUGCAACCAAGCCUCAGUACUUUGACAUGCCUCAUGGCCAAAUUUCCCUGACACACAACCUGUUACUUGCGGGCCACUCCCAGUCGCCGCAACUACAGCACCCACAACAUCUUCCUCAACAUUCACUACAGAAUCCUCACCAGAACUCCCAUCCGAGUCCACUCCAUGCUAAUGCGCAGAAUCGUCAGAGUUUUCUGGCCUCUCACCAGGCCAUGCCAGGGUUUCAAGGCAAUCAGCCCCCUCUGCAACACGCACAACAGCCGCAGCAAUCACAACCAGUAUUCCAAUACUACCAACCGCGUGAUUCAGUAUCAUCAGGAUCUUCUCUGAACAGACGGGGGCUGGAGCUGGCUCCGUUAGUGCCCAUGCGUCUGAAACUGAUACUGUCUAUCACAGGACAACCAGUGCUUUCUGAGGAAAAGGAAAACGUCACGCUUCCACAACUAUUGGAACUGCUGGCUUACACUCCCAACCCUCCACAGCAAUUAUCUCCACUGUCUCUCUCUGCUUCCUCAACAAUCAUGACCACAUCGAAUUCCACCAUGCAGCCAACAGGUUCCAAUAUCUUGCCACAAGCCCCUAUGAUGACUUCGAGCGAACUGUCCCCUGCCGGUACCAUUUCGCUGGCAUCAUCAGUGCCUUUACCUCCGCGUAUGCUGAAAAGCAUGGGUCUGCAAACCAGUUCGUUGGAUGAUGUAGUUUUCCGUCCGCCUCAAAAGCGUACCUUUGAACAAGUGGACGAAGGAAAGAGAUUAAAAUUCGUGACCGUAUCUAUUGGCUCUAACAUGCUUCAGAUUGAUGCAGAUGACAGGAUGGAGUCGUUCUCUGGUGCAUCUCACUCAUUAAUGGUUGAAGGAUCAUAUUGGCAGCAACAAGGCCCGAUUUCUUAUGUCGGAUUGGUGAAGAGCGAUCCAUAUAUCAAGUUGGUCCGGAGUUUCACCUUGGAGUUGUUCAAAAGUGAACAGUUUUCACAGUUUGUCCUGGCAAAACGACGCAGACAAGCCUUGAUGAAUGGCUCGCCUGCCUCACAGUGUACAAUGACUACGUCUGUAUCUGGUAGCGAGGAUCAGGCCCGAUCAGAACAUUCGGAAUAUUCUGCUCACUUUGAUGAUGGAAAUGCCGACGAUGUCGAUUCCGAAAGCGAAGUCGACAUCGAAACUGAAGGAGGUCUUAUUGUGAAUACGAUUCUGGCAAACCCAAAAAUCGAUAGACAUAUCGACACUCUUCCGGUUCAUUUUCCUACUCUUCGAGGCAUCCAAUCUUUAAAAUCGAUCUAUUCUUCCAAAGACGAGUACUACGCAUUUGUCAAAGUCAGUGUGCUUGAGAUUCUUCCUCGCAAACGCUCCGUUCAUGUGGCUCUCCAAAGAUUUUUUCGUUAUGUUUUGCCGUUUAUAUCGUUCUUGGACGAGAAGACGUUUCUAUCUGAAGUGAAGUUAGUGUUUAACAAUGCUUACGAUGAAGAUUCAAAUGCAUUUUACACUCUGCUUAAGGUGAAGAACGAUAAUCACUUGAACGUUCUUGGUCAACUUUUGUUGAUGAUAAGGUUGGGGUACAUGUCUUUGAUCCCCAACAAUGAAAAUGAUGUGAUUUACACUUCCAGCGAGCAAGAGUUGAUCAGAGAUAUCACGCGGUUCAAAUCCGAUCAGUAUAUCAGUGUUGUGAACCUUUGUAUUCCAGAGGAGAAAAUUCAAACGAAAUCAACCUUCAAGUUUGUUCAAGCCCUAACUUUGUUGCAUUUCUACAGGUCUGUUGCACCUAAUGAUUGCCAUGGAUUGAGUGGAUCAGACUCUCAAUUGCUAUUUGGUGCAAUUGUCAAUCAUGCAUUAUCCAUCGGAUUGAACAGAGAUCCAAUGAAGUUCUCUGAUAUAAAGUUUAUUUCGAAGGAGCCCGCAUUUGUACAACUGUGGAGAACUCUCUGGCAUUACAUCUGCAUCAUGGACUCUUUACAGGCCAUGUACUGUGGAACUACCUUGAACAUUCCAAGUUUGGAUAUCAGCGAUGUUGAAACUCCAGAUAUAUCUUUUCUUCAACCAGAAAACGUCAAAUUUUUUGAGCACAUGCAGACGAUGCUUGAAUCUUAUAGGCGGAUCACUAAUAAGAUCACAAAUUUAAGGACAAAGCCAAAAGUUAUUGAGGUGUUACAAGAAACAAGUUGCUUGGAGAAAUUGUUCUUGGAGAUCUUUGGUACAGACUUCUUCAGGGACUAUGUUUGUAAGCCAGCCUCGGAGCAAAUUGAAGGAGAAGAAUUCGAUCCUCGCAAACAUGAAGACUCGUAUAUGAAAGUCAACCGCUUUAUUUGCUUCAUGCACAUGCGCUCCAAUUUGUCUUGUUUGUAUUACUUGAUUGCUCUACACUAUGAGAAUAAGCUUGAUGAAGACAAGGAUGCAGAAAUCGGAGCUGGAAUUGAAUUGUUUAAGAUUUUCAUCAGAAGUGUCAUCCAGUUGGUGUACAUCAUGUCUUAUGCUUUGGAUAACUCCCAGGAAUUAUUCGGGAGAUGCUAUGAUUAUUUGAUUACUUCGAGGAUAGAGAAGUCCAUGAUCAAGACACACAAUUUUAUCACGUCCUUUUUCAUUCGUCUCGUGAAUUAUAAAAGAUCUUUGGCAGUCGAAGAAGCUAAACGGGAUGGUAAGGAGCCGCAAAACGAAUCGGAAGAUUUCAACUUGAGAUGCGAGGUAGUUGACUCGCUAUUCACUAUUGCAUUGAUCGAAUCAGAAUUGUUUGUUGGAAAUUUCAGAGUCUUGAGUAAGACGUACAUCAACUCAUACAAACUCUAUGUGAUGGCAUAUUUUGUUUUGAAACAGUGUAUGGAGAAUCCUGAGAAACUUUUCGGUACAUCAGGAGACAAGAUGGAGUACUUUCACGAGGGAACAAAUAUGCUUCAGUUCUUAACGAUUCCAGAGCUUCAAAGUCUUUGCAAAUUAUGUGAAGAAUUCCGGGUUGCCAAGUUAGAGCUGAUAAAGAGACAAAAGAUUCAUUCUAAGAUCCAGGCCGACUCCCUGAAGAAGGCUGAGAAACCUGUUACCCCCUUCGACCCUAAGGAUCCUACCAAAGCAAACGAUGUGGACGCACUUGACGCUAUAAUCGGCGGCACAGUGGACAUCGAUUCCACAUUUGAUGUUGGCACAGCCAAUCGGGAGAUGUAUGCCAACGCGAACACUAUCAAUACCUACGGAAUGCUUCAAGAAAAGCAUAUGCACAGCGACUUCCUGAAGGAAGUGCUUGAUGAGCAGUCAAUGAUUGGAACGGAGGAGCUCUUGAAGUUAUUUGAGCUUUACGGAGAUUUGGACACAUUGUAA
Messenger RNA from Sungouiella intermedia, 3648 nucleotides. The record is from the annotation of a GenBank genome assembly. Lineage: Eukaryota; Fungi; Ascomycota; Pichiomycetes; Serinales; Metschnikowiaceae.